AUGAUACAAGAGAUUAAGAAAAAGCUAGACAGAAUUAUUUCAAAUUCUAAAGUGCAUGAUACCCCAGAAGUAGAAAAAUUCAUAUCAAAUCAGUUAGAAAAUAUUUUGUAUUUACAAAACUUUAAAGAGUUUAUAAAUAACGGAAAUAACAAAGAAAAAAUAGAUUUAUUAUGUCAUCAUCCCGAACAUAUUCCAGAUAUAUACCCAUAUACAAUAGAUGAGUUAUAUGAAAUAGAUGAAUUCACAGGCGAAACAAAGCUAGAACAAGGGCUUAAGUACAUCUAUACUAACAAAGGUGUAUAUAAUGAAGCAGAUAGACUAUACAAUGCAUUUAAUACAGAUUUAGAUGUUGGUAUUCAGUGUUACAGGGCAAAUCAUAUAUUUAAAUUGGAUAAAGUAAGACUAAUAAGAAGUAUACACAAGCACAUAGAAAAAAUAUUUUCUGAAAGAAAGUGGUUCUUUAAUAUUUUUAGAGUUGAAAGGUACGUAUAUGACACGAUUUUAGAUGAAAUCAAUUAUACCGGCACAAUUUUAGAAAGCAAUGAAAAAACUGAUAAUAGAACGGCCCCAUUACACAAUGGAAUAUUUUGGAAGUGCACAUUAUAUCAAUUACUUAGCAAGCAGAUGAACGCAGAGCAGAUAAGUGAAAUUAGCACUGAGUUAUGUAAGUUACUAUGCCGUUACAAAGAAAUCAUUCUAUGCAAAAACACAGCUAUUAACAGACUAAAGGAGGCAUACAUUAAAAGACUUAUUAAAGAGAGCAAAGGCAGCAUAUCAGAGACUUCAAUAAGACAAUUAAGCCUAGAUAAACUUCUUAACUAUAAACAGAAUAUACAAUCUGAAUACUUAACAAAGAUUGUGAAUGAAAUCAUAUCACAUAAAUCAUAUGUAGAUGAUUUACUUAUUAAUAUGACUAUAGCAAGGAAUAAUUCUUAUAUAUUCAAUAGUCUUAAUACUAUAGUAAAAACAACUCAAAACAUACCAGAUUUAGAAAGCAGUCAGAAGGUAUACAUAUAUAAAAUUGCAGAGAAGUACACGAAUUUAUUCGGUGCAAACUUCAGUUUCGAUAUAGAAAAUAGUGCUGAGAAUACUAAUGAUGUUAAAAAAUAUACAGAAGACAUACAAAAAUUAUUAGAAAGAACAAAAAAAGAAAAUGAAAAAUUACAGAAAGUUCUAUUUUAUAUAAAUCCAUUGAAAUAUAUAAAAAUGAAAUUGUUAAAUAUUUGGGUAUUUUUAUCUAAAUAUACACCACCAGAACCUGAAAGAAGCAGAAUAACAACUGUAAAGGGGAUUAUUCUAGUUUUAUUAUUAUUACUAAUUGUUGGUUCUCUGCGCGCAUUCGGAAACCAUAUAUUCCUCAGCAGUGGUAUUAUGCCCUGUGGAACAAUAAAAUAAUUAGUGUGAUAGUAAUAUGUGUGCACACCAUUUUUU
Nematocida parisii ERTm1 is the source of this 1431-nucleotide messenger RNA. RefSeq lists its product as uncharacterized. NCBI's taxonomy places the organism in Eukaryota, Fungi, Microsporidia. The coding region runs from base 1 to 1395 and encodes 464 amino acids. The transcript has a single exon. The record is from RefSeq and is a predicted model, not a curated record.